GGGGGCGCGUGCGGUACCGGGAGCAGCCUUGAGUAGUGCUUGGCUGUGCCCUCCUGAGUGCUCCCUUGGAAAGUGGCGAUGAUCACGUUCAUGAACAAUUCCGACAGCGAGGAGGAGCCCUGCAAUGAGAGAACAUCCCUGAUGUCUGCAGAGAGCCCUCCAAUACCUUCCUACCAGGAUGGCCUGCAAGCCUCAGCAGCAGGGGAAGCACAGGCACAUAGGAAGAGGAGAGCAGGCAGCAGCCGUGGCCCCAGCAAUAUUGCUAGUGGAGAAAUGUCUGGCUCGGGUGUUCCAGUGAGAGAAAAUGCCCUGGAAAAUGAAGAGGAGGAACUGACUCUGAAAUAUGGAGCAAAGCAUGUAAUCAUGCUCUUUGUGCCUGUCACCCUUUGUAUGAUUGUUGUCGUCGCCACCAUAAAGUCAGUGCGCUUCUAUACGGAGAAAAACGGGCAGCUGAUCUACACCCCUUUCAGUGAGGACACCCCAUCUGUGGGCCAGCGUCUCUUGAACUCGGUGUUGAACACCAUCGUAAUGAUCAGUGUCAUCAUUGUAAUGACCGUGUUCCUAGUGCUGCUCUAUAAAUAUCGCUGCUACAAGUUCAUCCACGGCUGGCUGAUCCUGUCCUCCUUGAUGCUGCUCUUCCUCUUUACCUACAUAUACCUCGGUGAAGUAUUGAAGACUUACAACGUGGCCAUGGAUUAUCCCACUCUGUUCAUAGUCAUCUGGAAUUUUGGAGCUGUUGGAAUGAUUUGCAUCCACUGGAAAGGUCCCUUGCAGCUCCAGCAAGCUUAUCUCAUUAUGAUCAGUGCUCUAAUGGCAUUGGUGUUCAUUAAAUAUCUACCUGAGUGGUCAGCAUGGGUGAUUCUAGGUGCAAUCUCCAUCUAUGAUUUGAUGGCUGUUCUCUGUCCCAAGGGACCACUGAGAAUGCUGGUAGAAACUGCACAGGAGAGAAAUGAGCCCAUUUUCCCUGCAUUGAUAUAUUCAUCUGCUAUGAUGUGGACAGUUGGAAUGGCAAAGCCAGACACAGCAGCAAGGGGACCAUGUCAGCAGACAUGGGAUGCAGAGGAUGGGAGAGAACACCUCAGGAGCCCUUCACAUGCAGAGUCUCAGAUGUCAGAGAUGAGGAGUCCUGUUCCAACCCACCCCAUCACUUCUUUAGAGGAGCUCGAGGAGGAGGAAAGGGGUGUGAAACUGGGCCUUGGAGACUUCAUAUUUUACAGUGUGCUUGUUGGGAAAGCAGCUGCCACAGCUAGUGGAGACUGGAAUACCACACUGGCCUGCUUUGUAGCCAUUCUCAUAGGUUUAUGCCUAACACUUUUACUACUGGCUGUUUUUAAGAAAGCAUUGCCUGCUCUUCCCAUCUCCAUCACCUUUGGCUUGAUCUUCUACUUCUCGACAGACAACCUUGUGCGACCGUUCAUGGACACCCUGGCUUCCCACCAGCUGUAUAUUUAGAAGAAGCGGGAGUUAGAGGAUUCUUUUUCAAGCUUUGCUGUGAAGUAUGGUACAAUGUUUGGAAUAGGUCAUAAAGUUUUUACACUUAGUGCCAUAUAUUUGUAAGGAAAACACUAACUCUGUGACAUGCUAUGUACUAAAAAUCUAAUAGUUACGUGUUGAACUGAGAUUUUUCACAGGACUCUUGGUUAAAAGCCUGGCUCCUAGCUGAUGUCAGAGUGUUACUUUUAUUUUAUUUGAUGUGCACAGUGGCUGUUAGGAGCACAGAAACCUGUAUGUAGCAUGGAACACUGGAGAGGUGAGGGGUCUGAUCUUUCAGGAGCUAAGUAAGGUGUUUUAGCCUGGGAACUGCAGUCAUCUUUAACUGUACUCUAGAAUUUCUACGUCUUCCCACAUUUGAGUGUUGUACAAACACGAGGUGUAAGUGAUUGGAAAAGCACAGCUGGCUGUGUGCACAUAGAAAUGUGUGAGCCAUUAGAAAAGUGAAGUUGAACUUCCUACAUUGGCUGCUGUGCAAACAGCAUCUUUUGGAAUUGCCCCAAAGGCCCAUUUAUUCUGACCUUAGUUAGACAUAGUGAGCCAAGAGGGAUCAAGACAGGAUGUUAGUGGUGGGAUGUCUGAACAUGAGGCUCCUGCCUCUGAGCACAUCCACCACUGCAGCAAGCAGCUGAUGAAGGCAGGGCUGCCCCUUCCAGUACAUCAGAUCCUCAGUGUGUGAAACAGAUACUGCUCUCUCCUCCCAAUGUUUUAUUUUUUAGGAAAUAUUUUUCUGGGCCCAUACUACAGUCCUGAAAUGACCCUAAGGUGGAAGUGACUGAACAACUCCAGUAAAUCAGACCUGUAACUUACUAUGUGUUUCUGGCCUCAUUUCUGUGCAUAGCUGUAACUACUCCAAAGGAGGAUUUACCUUCCCUUUAUUAAGAGGUCCUCUCUUACACGGACUGAGACUUGGUUUACCUAAGUUUUUGUACUGUUUAAAGAUUAUUUGUUCAACUACAAAUUUUAAAAUAGCUAUUUAGUGUCAAAGGGACUUUUUUGGAAAAAUCCAGCCAUAGUUUGUAUCAAAAUAUUAAGGCCAAACUUCAAUCUGUUGUUACAUUACUUUUAGGAACAGCUGUACACCCUCAAGUGAGCUCAUUAAGAAAAUCACAGUGCUUGAUGUCAGUAAAAAAAUACAUGAGAGACUGAAGCUUUAUGUUUUGUCCACUGUUGAAAAGAAUUUUAUUUCUAUUCUUCGAGUCAAUUUUUCAAUAGUUGCCAAAGUUCUGUGAUUUUUUUUCUUUUCUUUUUACUUGCAUCUCUUAUGCAAACAAGCUGAGUUUUCUUUGACAGCUGAUCAGUGUUGGGGGUUGUUUUUUUCUUUUUUCCUCUCCUCUUUGUCUGGAAUUUUUUCCCAUUGACAUGCUAAGAUGGUAGUGAUAGGGGGAGGUUCCCUGUCCCUUUUCGGAGUUUCUCUCGAAGGGCAAGGGCGGUUGCGGUUGCGGGGAGGAGGGGGAACACCAAGAGAUCAGGGGCAGGUAAAGGAGAGUUGGGGGCAGUUGCUCUCUCUUGCUCAUUUUGGCUCUCGGAAGGGGACAGCCGCUGGAAAACCUCUCCCUGCCAUCCCAACACAAGGAGCUGCCUUUCCUCGACUGUGGGACACUGCACCCCCCUGCUCGGACGCUCUCCUGCCUCAGCCUGCCACCUCCGAGCAUCCUGUUGGAGCACCGGGACCGACACUGCCGUAAGGAUCCGUGAGCAGAGCCUUCCCUCCAUCCCUUCCCCAUCCGGGACACAGCUGCCAUCACCCCCAGCACUCCUGCAGCUGCUCGGGAUUGCCACAUCUGCCCCUGCCCACCGGGAGCCAGCUGGCACUGACUGCCAGCUGGGAUGGGAACUGCACCACAGGGGAAAGGUCUCCACAACCAAAAGAACUGCUGCUGGGUUCCUGUUCUGUUUGUUGUUGAUUUCAUAGCUGUUGUUUUGUUUGCCUUGUUAUAUAUACAUAUACAUACAUACACACACACACACAUAUAUAUAUAUAUACACACAUCUCAGUAAAGAACUGUUGUUCCUAUCCCCAUAUCUUUGCCUGAGAGCCCCCUUAAUUGCAAAAUUAUACAAAUUCAGAGGGAAGGCUCUGCUCUUCCUUAGCACACACCUGUCUUAUCAAAACCAAGACAAUCAGUGUCAGUAAAUAUAACAUUAUGCAAGAUUUCAUGAAUAAUGCAAUGUUAUUGAGACACAUAGAAUUUAAUUUCUGGAAAUACUUUUUAGCUAAGGCUUUGAAUUACACAUUUUUUUAUGUAGUGCUUUUUCCAGUAGACCUGUUCAAGCUCAUCUGCUUGAUAUUUAACAAGGACAUCAUACAAGUGGUUCAGACUGAUUUUUAAAAAGUGCAUAAGGGUUUUUACAAGGGUGUGUGUGUGUGUGUGUGUGUGUCUCAGUCUGGACAAGUCAGUAACUCUUGGUCGUUGUUAGUUUUCUGUCCUCAUUUCUCACCUUUGCAAUGUUUGGACUUAACAACUGCAGACAGAGUUAACUAUUACUAAAAGGUAUUUCCUUUGGAAAUAUAAAUCCGUAGAGCUUUGCUGAUUUUUAAGGUUUAUGUGAGAGUUGCCUUUUCUAUUUAUUUGUUUGUGUUUGGUUUUUUUUCAAUGAAAACAGUUAUGGGGCCAAAAUCAGACUAGAAUCACUGGGAAAUAUGAUUUUACUUUUUGUAUUGCAUGGUGUAGAACAGAUAUGUGUUUUUGGUAUAUACUGAAAGAAAAAUCCUUCUUGGUUUAUCAGGGUUGUAGCAUAUUGCUAAAAAUUAUUUUUAUGAAAGCAGAGUAGAUACUUGAAGAAACUGGGAGGGGAACCUUCACAUAUUGAAGGAUCACCACUGGUUUUCUGCAGAUACCUGCUUGCCAAAGACUGGCCUUCCACUGACCAAUUCUGCAGAACUUAAAAGAAUUGCAAUUUAAAAGGUAACUGAGCAAGAGAUUCUGGCAGUGCAACAGAAUGUAUUGUCCUGGUGAGUGAUAGGAGUAUAUAAUGGAUAUAAUGGAGUGGUUAUAAUUGUGUACAAGUUCAUAUGUAUUUACUACAAAUAUAUAUUUGUGUUUGUGUGUACAUAUACACACAGACACACAAAUUUUAAAAUUACAUGGAGUGAUUUUUCAUCUCUUUGGAUUUUUUCACCUGUGCAUAAAGUGAAGUUUUGUUUGUGAUGUUAACAUUGUGCAGCAUGGCCUAAGAUGUGAAAUGCAGAGGGCAGGAUUUACCCUACUCAUAGCUGGCUGCUACAUGAGAUACUGACUCAGUGACCUGGCAACUUGA
Cinclus cinclus is the source of this 4752-nucleotide messenger RNA. It is a transcript of the gene PSEN2, whose product is annotated as presenilin 2. Bases 79 to 1452 code for a protein of 457 amino acids. The record is from RefSeq and is a predicted model, not a curated record. The transcript is spliced from 11 exons. Gene Ontology annotation, molecular function: aspartic endopeptidase activity, intramembrane cleaving. NCBI's taxonomy places the organism in Eukaryota, Metazoa, Chordata, Aves, Passeriformes, Cinclidae. Gene Ontology annotation, cellular component: cell cortex; apical plasma membrane; Z disc. Gene Ontology annotation, biological process: amyloid-beta metabolic process; intracellular signal transduction; calcium ion transport.